UGGGCGUAUACUGCUGCACAGUGAAGUACAGAGUUGCUAAGUGUGUGUGUGAGAGAGUCGGUUUACACCGACACAGUCAGUGGAGGUACAGAAAAGUGGAGUGGAGAGGAGCUGAGUGGGAGUGUGAGACAUUUAACCACUCCAGACGAUGAACAUGAAGCACCGGAGGUUCUCCCUCGACAGUUUAGUGUCCCUGGAGAAUGGUGGUGGAGGUAGUCUGCUGGACCAGAGGAGAGGCAGCCGCAGUAGGCCUAAGAAGAGUGGAGAGAGGAGGAAAAGCCACAGUCUAGAGGAGGCACAGCUGGAAACACAAGAGCUGGGAUGCAGCCUGAACAGGAGUAACUCACUCAGGUCACAGACCAUAGAGGAGGAGAGCGUCCAUCGGCCUGAUGGCGUCAUCAUCACCAAAAAUAGCUUUGUGAAAUACAACAAAACCUUUCACAAAAUCUUCCAAGACAUUCAUGCAGAGGAGAAACUAACUCAUGCAUUCACCUGUGCCCUGCAGAAGGACGUGUUGUAUCACGGGAAGCUAUUUGUGUCUGUCAACUAUGUGUGUUUCUACUCCUCCAUACUCCUCAAACACACCAAGGUGGUGGUUCAAGUGUCCAGUGUUAAGGAAGUGAAAAAGCAGAACUCAGCCUUGUCAAUGCUCUCCAUCCACACUACGGAUGGAGACAAGUAUUUGUUUGUGUCUUUGCGGAACCGGCAAGUGUGUUACGAAAUCCUGCAGUCUGUGUGUACACAAGCACAGACUGUGUUCACACAGCAGCAGGGGGAGCAGGGGGAGAAUGGUAACAGCAGUUCCCACGUCUCCCCAGGAGAGAACGGUGUUGACGACGUGGAUCAGGACAUAGACACGAUCUCCAGCCACUCAAGCCUGGAGGACAGUAUGGACCGGAGCCAUCCUAAAGAGGCCGUCUACCAUGACAUGUCCAGCAGAGGGAGGGGUAGCUCCACUCCUAGAAGCAGCAUUAGCAUAGACCAGGACGAUCAGUUCACAUUCACCGAGGCGGAAGACUCAGCUGACUCGUGGGUUUGGAGAGUCCCUGAAAGGAUUAAAUCCCUCCUCCUCAUCAGAGAGAUGAGCAACCUCAACGUCCUCCUCUCCAUCUAUCUGUUUCUGGUGGUGUUUCUACUGCUGUCGUCAGGGUACAUUGGCCUGCGGAUCUUAGCGCUGGAGGAGCAGCUGAGUUCCCUAGGGGCCCUGCCUGAGUUCUCCAUACACCACAGAGAAUACAGGUACAAGGAAACGUAGCCUGAAGAGACAUACAGCAGGAAGAAUAAAGAGCAAGUCUGUUUGUCCAAAGCCACAGUACAACAAACUAUGCAGAUCCACUUAUAAAGGCUUUCAAUUUCACGUCAUCUUGUGACUCGUGAGCUGGACCAUUGAUGAUAUAUUCAAUAUUUAUUUCUGGAUCCUGCUAAUGUGUUGAGGAGACAGAUCACUUAAAAACUACGACUCUAUCACCCCCUAGUGGUGUUUGCCAGAAAUGUGGAUAACCUUGACUUCACACAAAGCAACAUGCCUUUUUUUUUCUCUUGGUAUUCAGUAGAAUUUGAUUUCAGGCAGUCGCAGUCCACUCCUAAAAUCAAUUGUUUUACUGCACUAUUUGUUUAUCUCAGCUUAACUGGUAAUGCCUGUUUUGAUGUCUUGCUGUAAAUUGUGUUCUUUUUGUAAAGGAAUCUCAAAUUUGCUGGCAAAUUCAUUUUAGAGAAAGUGUCUAACUGUCAGUGGCCCUAACAGGCCAGCAAGGGGCACUCUCUCCUCAUAAAAAAAAGCCUACUGUACUCACAAUUAUUAUUAGUGUAUCAAUCAAUAUGUGUAGUAUACUUUCAAUCUAUAAAAUCAUGUAUUUGAGAAAAGGCUACUUGAAAUAUAUUUGUUCUUCUUAAUACAGUUCUUGAAUGUCACCCUGUAAACUAAAAUGGAUUGAUCACUGGCAUAAAGCAGUUUCUCUGGACCCCUGCAAGUCGGAGUUCGGCCCCUCCCCUCCCUAAAAUAAAAUCGAACGCGUCAGCCAGACAACCACUCAAAGUAUAGAUUACUGAUCGCUGUCCAUAGUGCUGAAAUUGCAACAUGUCUAUGCGGCUGCCUAUCGAAUCGAUUAUAGGCUUUCUGUGGCGCAUGUUAGAUAGAUACAUUAUUAUUGGUAGGCCUAUUUGGUCGUCAUUUUCUCAUGCUAAGCUUAACAUUUCAUGAAGCUGUAGCCUCCUACAUGGUGUCUGCUGGCUGGCGGCAAUAAUGUAAUAACCUAUUCGGUAAUUAAAGUUGGAAAUUCAAACAUUGCAGAUUGUAAAAUUACUGUCCGAUGCAACAGCAUACUAAUCAGCUACCAAUAGAUUUAAAUAUACAACUGUCCUGUAUAGGCUACCUGAACGUGCAUGACAUGAGCCGUCCUUGCGCUCUCUCCCAGCUUGGAUAGAAAGUUGUUUUGCAAAACAACUAUACAGUCAGUCCACCUUCAAAACACUAGUUUACUAGGGGUUGUUUCAUUAUGCGUUGUAGCCUACUAUCUACAGCAGUAGCCUAUACCGUAAUUAGCUGAUUAGUAAGCUUUUUAUAAAAAUGACACAUCAAAUAGCCUAACAAUGAGGAAAAAAGUAGUCGGCUUGAGGAUAAAUCCAGCCACUAAAUGAUGUGAAUGUUUUGUGUCUUUGCUCAGAACUUUGCACUUUUUGAUGUAAAUGUUUGAGGACAGGGUUUUGUUCUUUCUGGAUUCCACUAGAAUGACAAUCACAGAGAAAGG
Molecule: messenger RNA, 2747 nt
Organism: Coregonus clupeaformis (lake whitefish)
Lineage: Eukaryota; Metazoa; Chordata; Actinopteri; Salmoniformes; Salmonidae
Product: GRAM domain-containing protein 2A
Exons: 13
Coding region: 149-1255 (368 amino acids)
Source: RefSeq, a predicted model, not a curated record